AAAAAAGAAUGGCGGCCCCCAAGAUGAGCGUGGGUAAACCUACCACGGACCGUUUACCGUGCAAUACCACCAGUUUUCAGAAGAAAUCACGAAGCAAACUAGUUUCAAUACCUGGCACAAGACCUUCGAUUCAAAACGGGCAACUUAUUGUUUCGACUGGUGUCACAUCUCUCGACUACGUGAUUGGUGGUGGUUUAGCAGUUGGAACCCUUCUACUCAUCGAGGAGGACCGAUAUGACAGCUACUCCCGUAUGCUGCUCAAGUACUUCCUGGCAGAGGGGGUGGUGUGUGGACAUGAACUCUACGUGGCGUCUGCUCUGGACCACCCCAAUGACAUCCUACAGGAACUCCCCGCCCCCAUCCUGGAUGACAUCGCCAGCCCCAAAGCAGUGGAGGACCAGGCAAAGUCAUGUGACCCUGAGAGUCAGGACGCCAUGAAGAUCGCCUGGCGCUACCAGCACCUGCCAAAAGUGCAGGUAAACACGGCCCUGGCGUCCUCGUCGAGGUUCGGACACUACUACGACGUCUCCAAGACAAUGGACCCUGAGAUCUGCCAGGCGGCCAGGUGCCAUGGCUUCUACCUUCCAGAACACUCCACCGCUGUGACAUCACCCACCGCCACCACCCCCGGCCAGAGCCCUAUGCCAGAGACCUACUCCUCUCUGCUGAACAAUCUCCAGGAGGUCAUCCACAGGGAAGGCUUUGAUGGAUCCGUCCCCCAGACCAAGUCACGGAACAUCCUACGGAUCGGGUUGCACUCCCUCGGCUCCGCCCUGUGGGAUGACGACCUGUGUUGCCGUGAAAACCCAAGCCACGGCCACGCCCUCACCACCUUCCUUUACGGCCUCCGGGCCAUGCUGAGGUCAUCGCUCUCUGUCGCCGUGGUUACCGUGCCCUCACACCUCAUCCAGAACAGAGCUCUGAUGGGCAAUAUAACCAGGUUGUGUGACACGGCCAUCGCUCUAGAGUCCUUCAGAGGCUCAGAGAGAGAGACCAACCCCCUGUACAAAGAUUACCACGGUCUGCUAGAUGUACGUCAGCUGCCCUAUCUGAACUGCCUGGUGUGUGAUCUGCCCGACAACAAGGACCUGGCCUUUAAACUCAAGAGGAAGCAGUUCACCAUUGAGAGACUACAUCUGCCUCCAGACCUGUCAGAGACAGUGAGUCGUGUGAGCCGGGGAGAGCUGACAGAGACAGCCAUGGUGGGCUCCUCAGGCUGUGGCUCCGGCUCCACUGGCAACAGACAUCUGGACUUCUAGA
Oncorhynchus masou masou (cherry salmon) is the source of this 1260-nucleotide messenger RNA. It is a transcript of the gene elp4, whose product is annotated as elongator acetyltransferase complex subunit 4. The record is from RefSeq and is a predicted model, not a curated record. Gene Ontology annotation, biological process: tRNA wobble uridine modification. The transcript has 10 exons. Gene Ontology annotation, cellular component: transcription elongation factor complex; elongator holoenzyme complex; cytoplasm. NCBI's taxonomy places the organism in Eukaryota, Metazoa, Chordata, Actinopteri, Salmoniformes, Salmonidae. Bases 9 to 1259 code for a protein of 416 amino acids.